AUGAACUUAAGUUGCUCCUUGUGGCAGGAAAAUGGCAUAUCUGUCAAACGCUUUGCUUUUGCCAAAUUCUCUGAGGUCACUGAGCAGUGUUUCCUUCUGUUUACCCUCAUCCUACUCAUGUUUUUAGCAUCUCUGACAGGAAAUGCUCUCAUAGCCCUCACCAUCUGCACCAACCCAGUGCUGCACACUCCCAUGUACUUCUUCCUGGCCAACUUAUCUUUCCUGGAAAUUGGCUACACUUGUUCUAUCAUACCCAAAAUGCUGCAGAGUCUUGUGAGUGAGGCCAGAGGGAUCUCCAAGGAGGGUUGUGCCACACAGAUGUUUUUCUUUAUAUUAUUUGGUAUCAGUGAAUGCUGCCUUUUGGCCGCCAUGGCUUUUGACCGUUAUUUGGCCAUAUGCUCCCCACUCCACUAUGCAACACGAAUGAAUCGUGAGGUGUGUGCCCAUUUGGCAAUGAUUUCUUGGGGUGUGGGAUGCAUGGUAGGUCUGGGCCAAACAAACUUUAUUUUCUCGUUGGAUUUCUGUGGCCCCUGUGAGAUAAACCACUUCUUCUGUGACCUCCCACCCAUGUUGGCACUUGCUUGUGGAGAUACAUCUCAUAAUGAGGCUCUGGUCUUUGUUGCAGCUGUCCUUUGUAUUUCCAGUCCAUUUUUACUGAUCAUUGCUUCCUAUGGCAGAAUUCUAGCUGCUGUCUUUGUCAUGCCCUCUCCUGAAGGCCGCCAUAAAGCUCUUUCUACCUGUUCUUCUCACUUAUUGGUAGUAACCCUAUUCUAUGGCUCAGCCUCUAUCACUUACCUGAGGCCCAAAUCUAGCUAUUCACCAUACACUGACAAAUUCCUAGCCCUUUUUUAUACAUUGGUGACAUCCACUUUCAAUCCUAUCAUCUAUAGUUUACGGAACAAGGAAGUCAAAACAGCUCUCAGGAGAACUUUGUGUAAGAAGAAAGUUUUGACUCAUAUUUAG
Elephantulus edwardii (Cape elephant shrew) is the source of this 963-nucleotide messenger RNA. Its product is annotated as olfactory receptor 10C1-like. Gene Ontology annotation, molecular function: olfactory receptor activity; G protein-coupled receptor activity. Gene Ontology annotation, cellular component: membrane. The transcript has a single exon. Lineage: Eukaryota; Metazoa; Chordata; Mammalia; Macroscelidea; Macroscelididae. Gene Ontology annotation, biological process: G protein-coupled receptor signaling pathway. Bases 1 to 963 code for a protein of 320 amino acids. The record is from RefSeq and is a predicted model, not a curated record.